Messenger RNA from Staurois parvus, 309 nucleotides. NCBI's taxonomy places the organism in Eukaryota, Metazoa, Chordata, Amphibia, Anura, Ranidae. The record is from the annotation of a GenBank genome assembly.
CAGAAGCAACGUGCCUUUGUCAGGGGUGUAUUUACCACAAGGCAAACAAGGCAUUUGCCUAGGGCAGCAUCUUUCAGAGGGGCAGCGGUAAUUUUCGGGGGGGGGGGGGGGCAGCGCCGCCCCUUUAAAGAAGGGAUGGAAGAAGAGACACACACAGCAUGGGGACCAAGUGGGAUCUGAGAGAGGCUGUGGGCUGCUUGAUGGUGUAUGCAGAGCCUGACUCUUGUUCCCAGGGAUGUCCGGAGCUGUGAAGGGGGCUGUGUAAGUGGAAGGCUCUCUUCUCGGGUAAAGGUGGGUGGGCUGGGGUGU